This is a messenger RNA of Homarus americanus (American lobster), 3635 nucleotides long. RefSeq lists its product as uncharacterized. The coding region runs from base 176 to 2086 and encodes 636 amino acids. Lineage: Eukaryota; Metazoa; Arthropoda; Malacostraca; Decapoda; Nephropidae. The record is from RefSeq and is a predicted model, not a curated record. The transcript has 5 exons.
UCCGCAUUCCUGGCUCGUCUUCGUCUACAGGAACACAACACAGUAUUCUCCUUCUGCAUUAUUUACUCAGCUGCUUCAUUCCUGUCCAGUGUUCUCUUCAUCUGACCAGGAGGAAAGAUUAUCCACUAACUGCAGUUUGAGUGGCAUUUUGCACACCAUAUGAAUUGGUGAGACGAUGCGGGAUUAUAUUAAAGGACAAGCUGAAGAUACAACGGCUGCACCCCAAAAGAAGGUUACAUUUUAUGGACCUGUCAUGUCCACGAAAGGGGAAAAGCUAAGACAUGUUGGAACAAAGAUGACUCCAAGAAAAAGAACUCUAUUAUCCUCAGCUCUUAAAUCUACUUCCAAGGACAAAGUCAUUCAGUCAGUUCAACACACACAGUUACAGUCAGUCAACGAUAAAUUGAGUAAACCCCACUCAAAAACCACUGUUACUGGAAUCCCAACAAAAACGAGAUUAAACUGCAACCAUUUAAGACCUAAAUGCCAGUGUUCUACUAUUGCCAAUAAGAAGAAGGUCAGUAAAGUGAGACACAAAUCAGCAGUGACCAACAAUCAAAGACGUAUAUUGGUUUCUACUCGUUCAUUGCCCAGAGGCGAGCUAAAUGGCUGCAAAAAUUAUAAAGAAAAAGAUGAUUCUUUAUCUAUACUUGAUGGGAAUUGGAAACCUGGUCUAGAUGUUUAUUCGAAAGAUCAUGUUGAAGGACUAUCAGAUAAUAAUGAAAAUAUUUACUUGGAUGUUAAUAAAGAUAAAGUAGAAAAUAAUGAAGGGAACUCAAAGAAAAAAGUUCAGUUUGCUGAAGAAACCAGCAAGCACAUUGGAUCUUGGAAAAGCAAUAAACAUCAAAAUCACAGCCAUUUAAAUGUUCCAAGAGAAAAUAUCAAUAGUGAAAGUUUGAAAGGCAGCAGUCAACCAAACCUUUCAUCAGAUGACCAUUAUUCAUCCUAUCAUAAUAGCAGUUAUACUUUAGACCCACAUAACACACCAAAUUCACCUGGGUAUGACCCAAAGUCUGGCAAUGCUCUUGAUGAUGACCGUUCCAUGACAGAUCAGCAAUUAAGAAAAAGUAGAGAAUACUGCAGGCUUUGUGAAUUAUCAAAGGACGAUUCUCCUCGUACUUUUACAUCAAACACAAUGAACUACAAUUUAGAUGAACAUGAUGAGGAAUAUCCAUCAGAUCAUGAACAGUAUUCAUCAAAAUAUGAGUUUGAAGAACCUUGUCACUUGUGUAUGAGAUAUGGAAGAUGGCAUUCUUACAGUGGAAAACAAGAAUGUUGUGAGCUAUGUGAAAAGCAUAACAAUGAUGCUCAUAUACUCUUAGAUUUAAAUGAAGCUAAAGAAAGGUCACUAUUCCAUAAAACGAGGAGACCCCUGCACAGAAAGCUGUCAUCGCCUGUGCUGAGUUCUGAAAUUGAAGAGCCUCUAUUUACCAAAAGGAUCCCCUAUGAGCCAAGGACACAAUUGGUGAAAAACCUGAAACAAAAACUUGAGGAAGAAUACAGGAACGAUGAGUACAUGCAGCAACGCAAUAACUUUCGGAGGAGAUGGAGGUCGUGGGAUGCAGAGGAGAUGGAGGAGUUUCAUCGCUCUCGUUUGCAUAAUUACAGUAAAGCUCAGGAUCACAGUUCUUGUCAUAAAUGUAUUCAUUGUUAUUUACAAAAUGAACGUUUGUUUCUGGAGCCAACAAUAACAGAUAGAAAAGGGCAAAGUGUUUGUCGUGAAUGUGGUGCACCCCAGCAUACUGACCCUGAUAAAAAUCCCUACCUUUAUCAUAUCACCCUUGGGGGAGUGAAGGACAGUAAUAAUGGAAUGGGACCAAUUGAAAAACAGGAAAAGGUAUGGAAAAAUAAGCCCAAUAGUACAGAACCUGGCAAAAAGAUUUAUAACCAGACAUCUGAAGAUCUGCCAGGUGAUACCUCCAAGCAUAUAUUUGCCAAAUUAAAUAAGAAUAUUAAUAAUAUCUUACCUGGUGGCUCUGGAUAUUCCCUCCGUCCAUGGGCAGCAGAUAAAUUAAGAUAUUGUGGUGAUCCUCAUUCAAAGCGACAUCCUAGCAGAUCUAUGGCACUUUUAGAUCAUAUAAUCUAAAUAUUUAAGUAUCAUUUUAUUGAAGAACCCAUUUUGAGGAUCUCAAAUUUGGGAUCCUUCAGGAAUUUCAGAGUUGGCAAUUUAUUAAUUAAUCACUUGUGUAUGGGAUUCCCUCUGCACUGAAUGAAAGAUUAAAGUGGCAUCCCUGUAGUGAAGGGUUAAAAAGAUGAUAAUCAAGAAGUACACUAUAGUAGCUGCCUAGAUCAGUCAAUGAAAAUAUAGGAGUAAACAGGACAAAUCACAUAGAAAGAGAACACCAUAAUAGUAAACAUUUGUUGUACUGGUUAGAAUGAAAGCAAAUGGGUCUUUAAUGUUGGUUCGAAUGAGAACAAAUGAGUAAUGUUAGGAGUCUUUAAUGUAAUAGUUAAUGUUCCUCUUGUUUUUGGUCCAGUGCAUCUUAGAGGAGACGUGAAAGUUAAUACUGUACAGUGUAUUUUUUAAACUGAAGUAGUUAUUUCUCAUGAGGGUUCUACAUUCAUUAAUAGGAUUUUACUAUUAGUUUAAAGUUCAUGUACUAUACACCAAAUUAAAUAUAACUUCCAUAUAUAGUACAUCUUUUUGCACCAAAGCUUCGAGACAUGGAAAUAGCUUAUUAUAUCUUGGCUAAAGUCAAAUUAAGAUUUCCAUUGCCUCAUGACUUCCCAUAAUUUACCAUCAUUCCUCUCAAAAAGAUAUGAAAAGGAAGAAAUAGUAAGGUGAAAAUUUUCAGGACAAGGUUAGCAGGCAGUGAAUACCAAAAAUUUCACUGGUUAUGUUAAAUUUUAAGCAAGGCAUCCUUAAUAGUGCCAUGAUGGCUUUCCUCAAAAACUAGACAUAAACUUCAUUAGUUCCAGGGGAAUAAUAGAAUAAUCUUCCAAUUCCUUUUAUUGAGAGAAAAAUAUAUUCUUUAAAUACAUUCAAACUCCAGCAAAGGUUUUUAUACUAACAAGUAAAUCUAAAACAAAUAAUAGAAGCUGAUCCUUACAUCAUUCUGUAAGCAAAAUAAAUACUUAUUACUUUAACAGAAACUCAAUACCAAUUACAAUUUAUAAGGCCAAAUUUAAUUUUGAAAAUAAUUACUGUAUAUUAAACAUGAUCUUCAUGUUGGUUUCCGUAUACCAUAAUCAAUGUGGAUAGGAUUCAUUUGGACAAAGGUAAUAUGUAGCAGAGGAAACAGGGUCAGAGAGAAAACUCACCAGGAAAUAGUACUUUAUCAAAGGAAUUUCUUUGAUAAAGUCAUGUUAUGAACAUCAAAGGAAUUUUUUUAUAAGUCCUACACGAUGAAACUUCAGGAGUAAGGUUACCUUCCUGACCUUGUGUCUUCUUUGCUGCCAUAUUACCAUAUCAAUAUGGAUUACAGAAUACACUCCAACCAAAUAUGUAGGGGGUAGUUCAGUUUGUUCCUGCACAAUGUUCAAGGUUUAAAAAAAAAAAUGGUUAAGGAAUUGUUCCCAAUAAUAUCUGUACUCUGUACAGUGCUUAUUUGCCCUUCCAUGAAUAUUAUGAGUCAAAUGUAUUGUAUUAAAAAAAAAAAAAAAAAAAAUUAUGUUCCAUUAAUUCUUAAAACAAA